CUGCACAGCGGAGCUUUAGCUCUCACGCCACCUCCACCGUCAGUGACGUCUGCGUCACGUGUCCAUCUCUUCCCUCUGUACGUCCGUCGUAUUUUCCUCCCCUCACUGCCUGCUUUAACACUGAGAAAUAAACAAGCGCAAAAAAAGGCUGCCGUUGUGGGGACCGGUCUGGCUCCAGUGUCACGUUUAUCACCAGCCUAUGGACAGAGGGGGCUUACACCUAUAAGUUGCCAUCAGUGAAGCCCAAGCCUCCCGUCAGUUUCUGCCUCCACUGAGCCCAUAUUAUUGUAAACUUUUUAAAGCCUGCGCUGCACUGAGCUCCGACAAAGCGAGGUUUUCCCUUUUUAAAAUUGCGGUGGGAACUACAAGGGACCUAUGGACAAGUCCUGCUGUCCUCCUUCCCCCAUGCCUGGUCUAUAACGACCCAUAUUCUCACUUGCACCCCACUUUUCAGCCAUUUGACCAACCCUCCCCACCCUGUCGUCAUAUAAUGGCCAGCAAGAGGAAGUCUACCACUCCUUGUAUGAUUCCCAGCAAGAUCAUACGCCCAGCAGAUGAGGUUGAACAGGACUCUCUGGUUCUUCUCCGUCACUCCAGGAUUUCUGGAGGGGGCAGACAUAGCCCGCUCGACCCAGGAGAGUCUUCCAAACCAGAGCUGGGGGACACUGUCAAAGAUGGUGCUGGCACAUACACCUGUAAGCCUUGUAACUUUGAAACGCAUGACCUUAACUUGUUCUUGGAUCACGUGUACUCUGGGCACCCAGACUUCCGUGCGGACCCCAGCUUCUUUUGCGUGAGCUGUGGGUUUUCAGCGCCCAAGUUUGAAGGGCUGGCCCUGCAUAAUGCCAGGGUUCACCCCAGCACAUUGAACACAACUCUGCAGCUGAGGAAGAGGGACAGGAGAGUAGUAGUGGAGCAGAAUCUGGUGACUGGGGCAGAGACAGGGAAGGAUAGCGAGAUCUCCAUCACUAAGACCCCGAUUAUGAGGAUGCUGAAGGGCAAAUCGGAGUCUAAGCGGAUAGUGGUGUCUCACCCAGUCUCCGACGAUCCUUCCUCAGACUCGCACUCUAUCUCUGCGUCCAGAGAAACUGAAAGAAAAGAGCCUACUGCAGUGACAGUCACACAUGUUCCCACAAUUGUCCACAAUGGAACAACCAAGGUCACUCUGCCCUCAGGAAUCCAGAUAGUCAACGGCUCUGGAGCAUUACCAGUGCUCAAGACUCCCAUCACACAGGUGGUCUCAGUGGUUCAAAGCAGAAGCCUUCAUCAAUCUGCACCAAUCACAGCCUACUCAAAUAUUUCCGCUGCUUCAUAUUCAACCUCCAAAAAUCUCCCCAAGGUGAUGAUUCCUUUGAGCAGCAUCCCUACCUACAGUGCCUCCAUGGACUCCUCUUCCUUCCUGAAGACCUCCUUCAGUAAGUUCCCGUACCCCACAAAGGCAGAGCUCUGCUACCUGACUGUGGUCACAAAGUUCCCUGAAGAGCAGAUCAAGAUCUGGUUCACAGCCCAGAGACUAAAACAAGGCAUCAGCUGGUCUCCUGAGGAGAUCGAGGAGGCCAGGAGAAAGAUGUUCAACACCAUCAUCCAGACUGCACCUUCCAGCUCGCACAACCAGAGCCAGAGUAACCAUAGCCCAGCCCAACACACAAUCACAGUCCUGCCUGCCUCACUGGGGGCUACUGGGAUCCCUCACAUUCUGCAGGGCUCUCUUGUCAGCCAAGGAGGGGUAAUCGUCACGCAGCCUGUAAUGGCAAAUGGUAUCCAGGUUAGCAGUGCACCCGUGGCCCUGGCUGUCACACCUAAGCCCCAGGCAGCAGCCCGCCCCAUGAUGCAGGCCCGACCUGCUGCCGCCCUAGUGGCAGACAAAGGCAUCAGCAUGGUGGUGGGGACGGUGGGCAGCAGCAGCAGCACUGGGAGCAACAUCAUUAGCAGUAGUAGUAGUAGUCGGAGUGGAAGAGGAGGAACUAGCAGUAUUAUUACUAGCAGUCAAGCUAGUGUCAUCAACCUUAGUCUAGGAGGCAGCAAUCUUAGUGAUGCUAAGGUUAGCAGUGUUAAUGGUAAACACAAUAGUGCUAAUGCAGACUGCAAUAACAAGAGCAAUAGUAAUAUCACCAGCCAUGUCAAUGCUAAGAACUUAAAUAUCAGCAAAGCCAACAACACCAGCAGUGUGAAGAGUGACAACAAAGUAACCACAGGAAGCAAAAACACCACAGACAACCGAUCUAAUAACAAAACAGGCAGUGAUGGACAUAAGAGCAAAGAUACCAACGGUAGCAGCAACAAAAACAACACAACUAGCACAAGUGCAGAUGAUGUUGACACCGCCACCAGUAACUCUCCCGCCAUCAAAAUGGAGGAGGCGUCUUCCCCUGCCUCAAAGUCUUCUUCCCCCUCUCCUGCAGCCCCUUUAAGCAGUACACUUGGCUCCCAGACACCUGUUAACGCGUUCCUGGACCCCAGCUUUUACAAGGGCAAGAAGUCUCAGGGGCAGCUCAACACUCUGAAGGACAGUUUCCAGGUCAGCCAGUUUCCCGACCAGGAGGAGGUGGACCGCCUCAUUGCUCUGACUGGGCUCACAGUACGAGAGGUCCGCAAGUGGUUCAGUGACCGGCGUUACCACUUUCGCAACCUCAAAGGGACCCGCUCCAGCACAGGCGGACAGAAUAAGUCUGGCACUGGAGCGGGAGCAGGGAGCGCUUCAAGUACGCCAGGGAGCGGCAACGCUGGCAGUGCCAACCCUGUUGAUCUGACUGAAAGUAGCUGCAACUCUGGUGCAAAAACACCCCAGCACAACUCUGCACCCCUGAGCCCAACGGCAUCACAGACUCCCACCUCUCCCACCACACCUUCCCGCCGACUCCCCAGACCUCCUUCUCCUGACUUCACAGCUAUUCGCUACAAGGAGAGAGAGCCUCAUCAGGUAAAGGCUCUAGAGGCCAGUUUUGGCCAGGACCCUGACCCAGCAGGGGAGGAAGUGGACAGACUGCGAGCUGAGACCAAGAUGACCAGAAGGGAGAUCCAUGGCUGGUUCGCUGACAGGAGGAAGAGAGUGGCAGCUGAGAAAAAGAAAGAGGAGGCGGAGCGGGCGAUGAGAGAGGAGAUGGAAGUUGAUGGGGAGGAGAGACAGAAGGAGGACGGUACAGGAGAACUGAAAGUCAACCCUAUUAAAAUCAAUCUGAAGAUGCUCAAGGUGACUGAGGCCAAUGGCAAAGCAGAGGGCGAAGGGUUGGAUAGCCCGCUUCAGUCCAGCAACACAACUGCAUCCUCCCCAGGCCCAACUCCAUCCUCCACCCCCAAACCAUCCCAACCCUCCACCCCAACACCCAAACCAUCCCCCUCCCCCAAACCCUCAGCCAUUCGAGGUAAGAAGACAGCGGAGCAGCUGCGAUUGCUCAAACAAGUCUACGCCCGUACCCAGUGGCCCAGCGCUACUCAGUAUGAUGAACUGAUCUCAGCCACUGGACUGCCCAGACCUGAGGUAGUGCGCUGGUUUGGGGACUGCCGUUACGUGCAGAAGAACGGCCAGCUGAAGUGGCUGGAAGCUUACCAGAGCAUGGCUCUGGAAGAGGAACUCAAUGAGGCGAACGCACAGAUUCUCCAGGCCCACCGCGACGUCCACGGCAGCCUGGAGGAGUCGCAGUUGCAGGAACUGGCUGAGGCUAGCGGUUUAACAGCGGACUUGGUGCGAUAUUGGUUCUCCACCAAGGCACCUUUGCCCCAUUUGGAACAAACUGCUGCUGCUCAUGAGACAGAACCAAGACCAGUUGCACCAGAAGCAGCAGCAGAGCCACGAACAACGGGAUCCUCCCCAAUGGAGCCACAGCCAGGAGGAGGGACGGAGGAGAAAAUGGAGCAGUCGGUGUGUGGUGUCGCCACAGAAGCAGAGGAGGCCAACGCUGACGAGACUGUGAAUCCUACCAAAGGAACCGAUUAAAGAGGCCUUUUGUACGAGGAUGGAGUUCACAACGCAGGUGGUCUUUGUGUCGGUAGUCUGAGGGAGAGACGGCAGAUGCGGUUGUAACAGGAUCACUGGAUGGAAAUGGACCAUGAAACCAUCCUCACCAAUUCCUCUCUCUCUCCUUCACAAACACU
This is a messenger RNA of Perca fluviatilis (European perch), 4092 nucleotides long. It is a transcript of the gene zhx3, whose product is annotated as zinc fingers and homeoboxes 3. The transcript is spliced from 7 exons. The coding region runs from base 491 to 3934 and encodes 1147 amino acids. Gene Ontology annotation, biological process: regulation of transcription by RNA polymerase II. Lineage: Eukaryota; Metazoa; Chordata; Actinopteri; Perciformes; Percidae. The record is from RefSeq and is a predicted model, not a curated record. Gene Ontology annotation, molecular function: DNA binding; DNA-binding transcription factor activity, RNA polymerase II-specific. Gene Ontology annotation, cellular component: nucleus.